CGGCAGACUCUGGGAGAUCCUCGUUGAGAUCGGAGCUCUGUCUAGUUCAGGGAACUGAAGAGAAGCAGAAAGCAGUCCACCAGUCUCUCCUUUCUCCCCAAAGCUGCAUCUCUCUAGGUCCUUUUGUAUUACUGUAGUCCUUGUGUUGUGUUGUGCUGUUGAUGGGCCAGGGAUUUGGCUGCCCAGAGAAAAGCAGAAAGUCAGAGCCGGCACUAAAUCAGAGCAUGAGGAAGGCGGAAGAUGGAGAAGAGGGCAGAGAGGAAGCUGUGGAAAGAGGUGACAAGAAGCUAAGAGCGCUCUGUGGUGUGGCAGACUUAAACAAUGGAGCCAUUGGGCUGUACAAUAUGGGACUGAGCUGCUGCCUGAAUUCUCUGCUUCAGGUGUUCUUCAUGAACACACACUUCACCGUGAUACUACGAAGGAUCAAAGUGCCGACAGUAGAUACAGAACAAAAGAAGAGUGUCCCAUACCAAAUGCUCUUGCUGUUGGAACAGAUGCAGCGUAGCAAACAGAGAGCCGUGUAUCCCCAUCAACUUGUCCGCUGUCUCACUUUGCACAAUUUGAAACUGUUUGUCCAGUAUGACGCUGCUCAACUCUUCCUGAGUCUCUGGAACCUAAUUAAGAGUCAGAUCACAGACGGGCAACUGGCUGACAGGUUGACCACGCUGUACACUAUCAGGGUGCAGGAGUAUCUGGUUUGUCAGAAGUGCUCCUUUGAAACAAAGAGGGACAGCAACAUGUUAACCCUCCCACUCCCAAUGUUUAAUUCCUGUUCUCAGCGACUGAAGACACUGGAGGAUUCCCUGUGUUGCUUUUUCCAGCCUGAACUGCUGACUGACAACAACAUGUGUCUCUGUGAACACUGUGAAAGGAAAACACCAUGUCUGCAAGGCAUGAGGCUAGCAUGUCUGCCACACACCCUUACCCUUCACCUAAAGCGCUUCUACUACAGGAAAUCUUCCUGGACUCAGAAGAUUAGCUACUGUCUGCCUUUUCCACAAAGCCUUGAUUUCAACCAGAUCCUGACACAAGAGCAAUGUCACCCAGAUGCCAAAGAGAAGGCAGACUGGCAGUAUGAUCUGUUUGGUGUUGUUGCUCACUCCGGAUUAGCCAGCUUUGGUCACUAUUGCGCCUACAUUCGGAGUCUCACAGAAGGCAAAUGGUACUGCUUCAAUGAUUCCAGUGUCUGUCAGGUAUUGUGGGAUGAUGUCAAAUGUACCUAUGGAAAUUCACAUACCCACUGGGGUGAAACUGCCUAUCUCCUGGUUUACAUGAGAAAGAAUCCCCAGUAGCCUCAUCCAGGCCUGCUUCAGGGACCUGGGGGCUCUAUGUGGGCCCCACCCUAUUUAUGGAAUCUGACAGCCGUGCUCCAAGAAGACUAUCAACAAAUCCAUCAGUACAGCAGAAUAGGAGACGUGAACUCAGUUCAGCAGCGACACGUCACUGUGUAUAGUGUGUGUAUGGGGAAAUGGAAAGGUUCUGUGGGGGAAUGUGACCACCCCCUGUGUUGUCUCAGCCUCUGCCUCCUGGAACUUGAUAUAUAUCAGACAACAGAGAAGAGGAACCACUUCCCUCUCCUGCUCUCUGUCCCAUGGUGCCCACAGAGCUUGCAAACAUCCUCCCUGCCUGAAUAAUCCUCAGUCAACUUAGUAAGUGUUCAAAUCAAGACCAACAAAAGGAGAAACACAGUUGGGAUGCUCAGUCCUCAAUGCGCCACCAGGGUGGGUGGCACCAGGGUGGAAUGGUGGUUGGGGCUGGAUCACCUCAGUUAACAAGAAGUUGGAGAAUUAUCAGUCACUUUUUGUGGGGGGAGGGAGGUAAAUGACAUGCCCAAAUUGCCUUCCCCUUGAUAUGCACAUUGGAGGUUGCUGCUAUUUCAAUGCACCCCCAGCAGCAGCAAGCCGCUGUUGCGGAUGCACUGAAGCAGCAGCAACAGGGUCUGUUCCCACUCUCCCCCCCCAGCCUGCUCCUCUCACUCACCCCUGGGGUUCUCGGGCUGAAUGGGACCCCAGGGUGGGGCUUCCUGAUCUCUAGGGUGACCAGACAGCAAGUAUGAAAAAUCGGGACUAGGGGUGGGAGGUAAUAGGUGCCUUUAUAACACAAAGCCCCAAAUAUUGGGACUGACCCUAUAAAACCAGGACAUCUGGUCACCCUACUGAUCUUGAAGAUGCCCCCCUGACUUGCCCCCGGGGGUGGUCUACAAAGCAGGCAGCAGGAAGUGCUGGGGCUCCAGCAGCAGGGAAGGAGCAGCAGCCCCAUGUAGUGGG
This is a messenger RNA of Gopherus evgoodei (Goodes thornscrub tortoise), 2267 nucleotides long. It is a transcript of the gene USP18, whose product is annotated as ubiquitin specific peptidase 18. Gene Ontology annotation, cellular component: cytosol; nucleus. The record is from RefSeq and is a predicted model, not a curated record. Gene Ontology annotation, biological process: protein deubiquitination. The transcript is spliced from 11 exons. Gene Ontology annotation, molecular function: cysteine-type endopeptidase activity; cysteine-type deubiquitinase activity. Bases 162 to 1292 code for a protein of 376 amino acids. NCBI's taxonomy places the organism in Eukaryota, Metazoa, Chordata, Testudines, Testudinidae.